AGCAGUGGCCAUUUAUAGUCUGAUGAUGUAUGUUACAUAAAUACGAUAACAUGCAAAUCGUCACUUGCUAUUAAAAUGAGACUGCACAUACGUUGUAACACAGCUCGCCUUACGAUAUAAUAUUUUCAACAACCGAAUAGUUUUCGUUCGUACGUCAACAAUAAUAAACUGUUUUACAGCAGACAUAAAACGAAAUGCAGUAUUUCUUCGAUUAGUUGUUAUUUAUUUUUGGAGGAAAAUGCUCGUGUCGCUCUCUCUUGUUCUAUAUACACUUUGUGGCGCAGCUAGAGGAGAUAUAGACUCAUUAUACUAUCAAAUGGUAUCUUCGGAAGUACCUCCAAAUGUACAGGACCCGCUAAACUAUGACAACUACACAGACACAUUCGAUACUCCGGCAAAAAACGAUUCUUUACUAUUUGAUACAUUCGUCAGUGUACUAACAGAAGUGUCCACAGAACAAUUGAGGAAUGUGAAAAGCAACAUCAUGAAUAACUACGAUCUACACCGCGCGGAUGUCGCAGACAUUAAACGAGCAUUCAUCAACAUCGAAGACAAAUACACAGACAUCAUUAACGGAAAACUGAAAACUAUGUUAGAUGGAAAACCAAUAAACAUUACCGACCAUUUUAUGAUAGAUUUUAUGGAUGUUUCGAAUUACAUAUUGGAAAAGGUAUUAAGGUAUCACAUAAAAAAUGUCAAGGGGAAAAUUAUGACGCAGACGAAAUGGUACAGGCAAACUUUGAAAGAGAAGAUCGUUCGGCAACAGACGAAAAUAUCGUUUAAUUACAUAGAGAACAGUAUCUGCGAUACCCUGCAGGUGUGCCGAGACAGGUACUACUACAGCGACUACUUGACGGAUUGGUUGCGGACCUUGAUGAACGUGUCGCCUCGGGAUCUGAAGCGAUUUUUUGUGCCGAUCACAGAAGUAUUGGAGACUCACAAGUAUUUCAUAAAAUCCAAUAUAAAAUUCCGACAAACAAUAAAGUACAUAAUAAAUGCCGAAACGAUUGUGAAGAGAGAUACACUGGACUUCCUGGACGAAGUGUUGACGAAUCCUGACAUCGUGUUGAAGCAAGCUCCGAAUGAUUUGAAGCCGAGCGUGACGCUUCUGCGAGAGUUGUUCAGUCUCAUUGACGGCGCGUAUGACGUAAACGAUCAGAAUAUAGAACAGUUAGAAAACAUAACAGAAAUGUUAAGAGAUUGGAUCGAAGGGAAGAGUUUCGAUGUUCACAGAGUUCUCAACGCUAUAGUAGAGAACAUUAGAGUCAAUUUAAAAGUAUGGCCGCUAGACAUUCAGAGUAAAAUCUACUACGUGUGGUCUGAAAUCAUAGUGCUAUGAAUAAAUGUUUUAGUUAGUUUUUCUAUGAGUUAUAAGAAUUUUAUAGUAAACAUAAAAUUUCAUGGUUGAUUGUUUCCGGAGGUUUGAACAUGAAUCUUGAAGAAAUUCGUGAGUGCGAGAGUAUUUAUUCUGUUGUAUUAACGACUGUAAGUCAAGUGGUAUAAAGUGCAUAAUCGAGUUUAAUCUCAUUCGGUACAAUGAAAUCUGUUACAAACUAUUGUGCUAAUGUUAAUUACAUUGCAGAUUAAUUUGGCAAAGUUGUAUAAUUGCUCCCAUUACGAUAAAAAUAUUCUAUAGACAGUUAGACUUAAAAAUACCAAUCUAUAUUAAUAUCGUACUAAGCAAACCAGGGGCCUUAGUAGUAAAGCGCUGACCGUGCUCUUGCUUCGUUUUCGUUCAACGUAAAGCAAACUCGUACUAAGGGUACAGGUAAAGGAUUUCCCAAAUAAGUAUUAUACAGUUGGUAGCAAACUUUCGUAACAUUUACUGACAGUUUCUACCUAAACCUCAGAAUGAUUCACGUCCUGCUGAGGACCGAAUUGUUGAGAAAUUCUCUGAA
Spodoptera frugiperda (fall armyworm) is the source of this 1898-nucleotide messenger RNA. RefSeq lists its product as uncharacterized. The transcript is spliced from 2 exons. NCBI's taxonomy places the organism in Eukaryota, Metazoa, Arthropoda, Insecta, Lepidoptera, Noctuidae. The coding region runs from base 239 to 1339 and encodes 366 amino acids. The record is from RefSeq and is a predicted model, not a curated record.